Molecule: messenger RNA, 3820 nt
Organism: Dipodomys spectabilis (banner-tailed kangaroo rat)
Lineage: Eukaryota; Metazoa; Chordata; Mammalia; Rodentia; Heteromyidae
Gene: Adam19
Product: ADAM metallopeptidase domain 19
Exons: 23
Coding region: 1-2763 (920 amino acids)
Biological process (GO): membrane protein ectodomain proteolysis
Molecular function (GO): metalloendopeptidase activity
Source: RefSeq, a predicted model, not a curated record
AUGCCCGGGGGCGCGGGCGCCGCCCGGCUCUGCCCGCUGCUGGCGCUGCUGCUGCCGCUGCUCCCGCCGCAGGCGGCGCGGGGGCCCGGCCCGACGCGCGGAGGAGGUGAAGAAGGCAGCCAUCUGCUUCAGCAUGAACUCAUAAUACCUCAGUGGAAGAUUCCAGAAAGCCCCUCCAAAGAGAAGCAUCCCUCUGCAGCCGAGCUCAGGGUCGUGGCUGAGGGCCGAGAACUGAUCCUGGACUUGGAGAAGAAUGAGUAUCUUUUUGCUCCAGCCUAUACAGAAACCCACUACACUCCGAGUGGCACCCCUCAAACCACCACGCUGAAAUCUGAGAAUCAUUGCUUUUACCACGGCACAGUGAGGAACGCAGGAGACUCGAGCGUCACCCUCAGCACCUGCCGGGGCAUACGAGGACUGAUUAUGGUGAGAAGUAACCUCAGCUACAUCAUCGAGCCCCUCCCUGACAGCCAGGGACAACACCUUAUUUAUAGAUCUGAACAUCUCAAGCUGCCCACUGGCAACUGUGGGUUUGAGCACUCUAGGCCCACUGCUGGGAACUGGGCUCUUCAGUUUACACAACAGACCAAGAAACAACCUCGCAGGAUGAAAAGAGACAAUUUGCACUCAAUGAAGUAUGUGGAGCUUUACCUCGUGGCAGAUUACGCAGAGUUUGAGAAGAACCGCCGAGACCAAGACGCCACCAAGCACAAGCUCUUGGAGAUUGCGAACUACGUGGACAAGUUUUACCGGUCCUUGAACAUCCGGAUCGCGCUGGUGGGCCUGGAAGUGUGGACGCAUGGGAAUAUGUGUGAAGUCUCGGAGAAUCCCUACUCCACCCUCUGGUCGUUUCUCAGCUGGAGGAGGAAGCUGCUCAAGCAGAAGUACCACGACAAUGCUCAGCUCAUCACGGGCCUGUCUUUCCACGGCGCCACCAUCGGCCUGGCUCCGCUCAUGGCCAUGUGCUCCAUGUACCAGUCUGGAGGGGUGAACGUGGAUCACUCUGAGAAUGCCAUUGGGGUGGCUGCCACCAUGGCCCACGAGAUGGGCCACAACUUUGGCAUGAGCCACGAUGUUAAGCAUUGCUGUCCAGCCAGUGCCCAAGAUGGCGGGUGCAUCAUGGCGGCCGCCACGGGGCACCCCUUCCCCAGAGUGUUCAAUGGCUGCAAUAGGAAGGAGAUGGACAGGUACCUGCAGUCGGGGGGCGGGAUGUGUCUCUCCAAUAUGCCGGACACCAGGACACUGUAUGGAGGCCGGAGAUGUGGGAACGGAUACCUGGAGGACGGGGAAGAAUGCGACUGUGGAGAGGAAGACGAAUGCGACAACCCCUGCUGUAAUGCCUCCAACUGUACCCUGAAGGAAGGCCUGGAGUGCGCCCACGGCGCCUGCUGCCACAAUUGCAAGCUGGUGGCCCCCGGCACCCUGUGCCGGGAGCAGGCAGGGCAGUGCGACCUCCCGGAAUUCUGCACGGGCAAGUCUCCCCACUGCCCCUCCAACUUCUACCAGAUGGACGGCACCCCCUGCGAGAGCGGCCAGGCCUACUGCUACAUCGGCAUGUGCCUCACCUACCACGACCAGUGCCAGCGGCUGUGGGGGCCUAGAGCCUGGACUGCCUCGGAUGACUGCUUCGAGAAGGUCAAUGUGGCAGGGGACCACUUUGGCAACUGUGGGAGAGACAUACAUGGCCAACCCAAGAAAUGCAAUAUAAGAGACGUCAAGUGUGGGAAGAUCCAGUGUCACAUCCCCGACGCCCAAGCCAAGGAGUCCAACGCGGUGCCCAUCAAGACCACCAUCACUCUGAACAAACGGACGAUCGAGUGCUACGGGGUCCACUUCUACCGGAGCAACGAGGACGAGGUGGACAGCUUGGACCCGGGCCUGGUGAUGACCGGGACCAAGUGCGGCCCCAACCACAUCUGCUUCGAUGGUCAGUGCAGAAACGCCUCCUUCUUUGACGCCGAAAACUGUGAAAAGAAAUGCAAUGGUCACGGGGUGUGUAACAACAACCAAAACUGCCACUGCUUCAGGGGCUGGGCGCCCCCCUUCUGUAACACCCCCGGCCAUGGGGGGAGCAUCGACAGUGGGCCCAUGCCCCCCGCGAGUGCUGGGCCUGUGGUGGCUGGAGUGUUUUCUGCUCUCUUCGUCCUGGUAGUCUUUCUGCUGAUAUGCCACUGCUGCCGACAGAACAGCAAACUGAGCCAGCUCCAGCCCUUGGCCCUUCCUUCCAAGCUGCGGCAACAGUUCAGCUGUCCCUUCAGGGUGUCCCAGAACAGUGGAUCUGGUCAUGCCAACCCAACUUUCAAGUUGCGGACGCCCCAGGGCAAACGGAAGGUGAGCAGCACCCCGGAAAUCUUCCGGAAGCCCUCCCAGCCUCCCCCCAGGCCCCCUCCCGACUACCUGCGUGACCAGUCUCCCACCGCCCCGCCGCCAGCACACCUGAACAGGGUGCCGAAGAGCUCCCCAAGCCCCGGGGCUCAAGUACAGAGAAAGGAAUCGUCCAGGGGGCCUCCCCCCAGCCGGCCUGCACCCCCCGCCCCAAACUGCCUCCUCUCCCAGGACUUCGCCAGGCCUCGGCCGCCCCAGAAGGCGCUCCCAGCCAACCCCGUGCCGGGCCGCAGGGCCUUCCCCAGGCCGGGCGGCGGCCCUGCCCUGCAGCCGCCUGCGGCCGGACCCCUGCAGAUCCAGCCUCUGAUCGCUCCUGCCCCGAGGCUUCCCCAGUACCGAUCCCAGAGGACUGGAGCCAUGACCAGCUCCAAGAUCUAGAAGCAUCUAGAAGUUUCUCGAGGAUGCCGGAUGUUGCCGAGUGGAUCCCAGAGUCACGGGAUCUGGGUGUGAAGUCUGUGUGGCCUCCUUGGAGCCAGCUCCUCCUGCCUCCCGGGGUCACAUUCUGGAACGCUCUGUCCAUCCGUCCGUCCGUCCGUCCGUCCGUUCCCCCCACCCUCGACGCGAGGCCGGCUGGGUGUCCUCAGACACCCGCGGGAGAGGAUCUCCCCUCCGAUGGCUCGUCCGUGUUGUUUGGUGCAAUACACAGCCCGGAGAGCUCCGGGAGCCCCGCGGCAGGGGGUGGCGAGGCUGCCGUGGACCGGCCCGAGGCCGCCCGGCCGCCCUGGCCCGCGCCAGGCGGGAGAGGCCGCCCAGGACCUAGAGUGGCUGCGUCCCGUCCCUCCACCCCCCUCCCCGUCUCCCCCUCCUCCCUCCCGCGGGUCCCCACGCUGACAGGUACUAGUUGUUGUAAGCAGUGUAGACAGCAGGGGCGCCCCAGGCCGGGGCCGCCUCUGAGCCGAUGCCAAAGGUUGCCCUGUAGCCAGCCAGUCCCUCCCGUGCCCUCCCGCGCUUCGUGGCCGCCGCGUGCCGUCCAGCCUCCCAUGGUACUGUGGGGUGGGCCCUGAGCCGUCGGGGCGCCGCGCUGGUGGCCGAUGAGAGUCAGGGUCCAGCCCCAGGGGUGUGCAGGUCCUGCGCUGACCCAGCAGGCCCCGCGCCGGGCGCUGGUCUGUCUUUGUCGUUUGCUGCCCCGUGGGGGGUGAGCGUUCUCCACACACACACCCUCCCCCCACCCGCAUCUGGGGUCCCCCAGGGAUGGCAGUGGCCAUCCCGGCACGCACAGGGGAGACCGCACCCCUUGUGAUGGGCUCCUUGACCGGAUGUGGGUCUCUGUCCCCCUCGGAGCGGACGGCAGACCUGUUUCUAACCAGGCGGCUGCACGCGUCUCUGGGGGUGUGGGUUCGAGGCCGCAGUGAGCAGCAGCUCCCUGGGGGGCCCCUCUUCCACCCCACCUCCCCACCAGGCUUUUUUGUAGGUGUGCGGGGACACAGGGGCUUGA